UAAAAGUAAAAAUUUCAGAGAAAUGCUUAUCUCAAGAAGGAAACAAAUUAAAUGUAACUAAUGAACAGUCAGAAACAAUUCUUAAGGAAGUUCAAAAUGAAAUUAUUUCAUACAAUGUUUUGAGAAAAGAUAUUGGAAAUAAAGAAUGUAUAGGAAAUGACAUUAAAGAAAGUGAAGGUGUACAAAAUAAGAAAAAUAAAGCAGAUAACAUACUUAAUUGUACCAUCGAUAAUAAUCAAACUAAAAAUGCUGAUAAUACAAAUGUAAUAUUGAGUGAAAGUCAGACAGUUCUUGAUUCUAGUAAUAGCCGAGAAAAUUUAUUGUACGAUUUUGAUAUAACUCAUAUUAAAUAUAAUAAAAAUGAAACAUUUAAUGGUCCUUUGGCUAAUGACUGUGAAACAGAAACAAUGAAAGAAAGUGGUGGCAAUAAUGUUUCAAUGUUGCCACUUGUUUUAAAUGAAGAUGGUAAAAAGAUCUUUCGUUUUUACUGGUGGGAUGGUUUUGAAGAUAAAAACCGACCUGGACUUGUGCUAUUAUUUGGAAAAGUUUACAGUGAGGAAUCUUCUUCUUAUAUUAGUUGCUGUGUAUCUCUGACAGAAAUGCACAGAAAAAUUUAUUUGCUGCCAAGACCACGGCAUAAGGAAACCCAAAAAGAAAUUACUCUCGUUGAUGUUAAUCAAGAAUUUAAUGAUACGAUUUCUAAAGAACUAAAUAUAAGUUCUUUUAGAUCAAAAGAAGUACUUAAAAAUUACUGCUUUGAUCCUGAGGUACCUGCCAAGUCUAAAUAUUUAGAAGUCAGGUAUUCGGCUAAAUAUCCAGCACUUGAUUCUAAAAGAAGUGGUAAAACGUUUUCGCGAGUAUUUGGUACAAAUAGCAGUUUUCUGGAAAUAUUUUUGCUAGAAUGCAAAAUCAAAGGCCCUUGUUGGCUUGAUGUGACCAAUCCUGAAUUAGUUCCCAACCGUAUGAGUUGGUGUAAAUUUGAAGUGAAUUGCAAGAUGUCUGAUAUUUCUGUGGCGAAAAACUCUAACGAUAUCCCUCCUCCUCCCCUUGUUGUAGCUGCUAUUAAUAUGAAGACAGUAGUGAGCCCAAAACAUUUCCGCGAUGAGAUUGUAGUGAUUUCUUGCUAUGUUAAUAAUGAAUAUUAUGUAAACAAACAAGCUCCAAAUGUACCUUUUCAAAAGCAUUUCUGCGCUUUAACCACUCCCGAAGGCCAAAUGUUUCCCAUCGAUUUUUAUGAGAACGUGCAAAACUAUAAAGACACCAAGAUACAAAAAUUGGACUCGGAACGUUCUUUAAUAAAUUAUUUCAUCAAUCAGUUCUCAAAAUUAGAUCCUGAUCUUAUCGUUGGGCAUGAUUUAUUAGGCUACCAAAUAACGAUUCUCUGCCAACGUCUCUUGGAGCACAGAGUGAACACUUUCAGUAAAUUUAGCCGAAUAAAAAGAAAUAUAUUGUAUAAAGAAAAAAAUGAGCAGCUGUUGUUUACAGGGCGCUUAGUUUGUGACAUUAAGGUUUCAGCAAAGGAAUUAAUAAAAUCAAGAUCUUUUGAUCUUCUAACAUUGAGCGAGAAUGUUUUGAAGAUAAAUGAAAAUGAAAGAGUCGAAAUUGACCCUACAGAUAUUCCAAAAUAUUACGAAGAUUAUUCAAAUUUAUUAAAAUUAGUUUCCGUUGCAAUGCAAGAUACAUUAUUUAUAUUAAAUAUAAUGUACGAAUUGAAUGUGAUACCACUUACUCUUGAAAUUACUAAUAUUACUGGGAAUCUUUUGUCGAGAACUUUGAUGGGCGGUAGAUCCGAAAGAAACGAAUUUUUAUUAUUGCAUGCGUUUUACGAAAAUGAUUAUAUUGUACCUGAUAAAUACGAAUUGACGAAAAACAAAUAUGAAAUAGAAAGGGUACGUUUUGGAAAAAAGCCCGCAUACUCCGGCGGCCUUGUAUUGGAUCCCAAAGUGGGUUUUUAUGACAGACUGAUUUUGUUAAUGGAUUUUAGUUCUUUAUAUCCGAGCAUUAUUCAAGAAUAUAACAUUUGUUUCACAACCGUACUAGACACACAAGGUGAAGAUGUAGUUUUACCGGAUAAACAAUUACCACCAGGAAUAUUACCAAAAGAAAUUCGAAAACUAGUGGAAAGUCGUAGAGAAGUCAAAAAACUUUUGAACAAUUUAGAUAUUUCAAACAAUUUAAGAGUGCAAUACAGCAUUCGUGAAAAGGCUUUAAAAUUAACAGCGAAUAGUAUUUACGGUUAUUUGGGAUUUUCAAAUUCACGAUUUUAUGCAAAAAAAUUGGCCGCAUUAAUUACUUACAAAGGAAGAGAAAUUCUUACAAGUACAAGAGAUGUAGUCACAAAAAUGGCACUUGAAGUCAUUUAUGGUGAUACAGACAGCAUAAUGGUUAAUACUAAUUGUUUAGAUUACGGCCAAGUUAUGCAAAUCGGCGUUAAAAUAAAACAAGAAGUGAACAAGCUUUAUCAUCAAAUAGAAUUAGACAUAGACAGUGUUUUCAAAUACCUCCUUUUACUCAAAAAGAAAAAGUAUGCGGCAGUCACUCUAACAAAAUCAACAUCAGGACAACUUGUGACAGCACAGGAGUACAAAGGACUGGAUUUAGUUCGAAGAGAUUGGUCACAAUUGGCUGCUGAGGCUAGCAAAUUUAUUCUUAAUUGCAUCUUCAAAAAUUGCAGUCUCGACGAGCGAAUUAAAAAUAUUCAAGUACACUUAAGAAAACUUAGAGAAGAUUUGGAGCAUGGUAAGGUGCCUUUGCGCCUUUUAAUAAUCACGAAACAGCUUAAUAAAGAUCCAAAAAUGUACGCUGACAAUUUGCAGCUACCACAUGUUAAAGUUGCUCACAGAUAUAAUAAGAAAGGUGGUAAACUGCUAAAAGCAGGAGAUACUGUAUCUUAUGUGAUCUGUGAAGAUGGUACUGGGAAUUCUCACGUACAGAGAGCGUAUCACGUAGAUGAAUUGAAGAAUAAUGAAUUAAAGAUCGAUGUUAAAUAUUAUCUCGCACAACAAAUUCAUCCUGUAGUAACUCGUCUUUGUGAGCCACUGGAAGAGAUUGAUGCUUAUGAAUUGGCGACCUGUUUAGGUCUGGAUAAUACAUCAUUAAAAAAGGCAAAAAAUAAUAAUCACAUGUACAAUAAUGUAUGGAGUAAAGAAAUUGUUUUCAAAAACGUCCAGUUCUUUUCAUUCAAGUGUAUAUCAUGUAAGAGCGUAAAUGUCGUUAAAGAUGCACACAAGACCAGUUUUUUGGAGAAAUGCACAAACCUGAAUUGCUCUGUUCGCCCGGUAGAUUACCUAACAUCUGUUCAAAAUCAAUUAAUUCGAAAUAUUCGAAUGUACAUAGCCAAGUAUCAUGAAAAUAAAUUUAAAUGCGAAGAUCUUAGUUGCCUUAGAGAAACAAUAGAUAUUUCUCUGAGGUCCGUUUACAAAUAUCCUAUUUGUUUACCUUGUGAAGUAAAAGAAAUUCAUAGGAAUUAUUCUGAAGAAGAUUUACAUACGCAGUUGUUGUACUACCAUCAUUUAUUCGAUUUAAAUAAACACGAAAGUAAGUAUGUACAAAUAUACAACUGAGUUAAUAUGAAUACCGAAAAUGUGACUAGGUACAUUUAUAAAUGUAUUUGUACACCUAAAUUGCUUUUAUUAAGCAAAGG
This is a messenger RNA of Agrilus planipennis (emerald ash borer), 3643 nucleotides long. Its product is annotated as DNA polymerase alpha catalytic subunit. Gene Ontology annotation, molecular function: DNA replication origin binding; DNA-directed DNA polymerase activity; chromatin binding. The coding region runs from base 408 to 3563 and encodes 1051 amino acids. The transcript has 5 exons. The record is from RefSeq and is a predicted model, not a curated record. NCBI's taxonomy places the organism in Eukaryota, Metazoa, Arthropoda, Insecta, Coleoptera, Buprestidae. Gene Ontology annotation, cellular component: alpha DNA polymerase:primase complex. Gene Ontology annotation, biological process: leading strand elongation; DNA replication; lagging strand elongation.